This is a messenger RNA of Capronia epimyces CBS 606.96, 2610 nucleotides long. RefSeq lists its product as uncharacterized. NCBI's taxonomy places the organism in Eukaryota, Fungi, Ascomycota, Eurotiomycetes, Chaetothyriales, Herpotrichiellaceae. The record is from RefSeq and is a predicted model, not a curated record. Gene Ontology annotation, cellular component: late endosome; retromer, cargo-selective complex; retromer complex. Gene Ontology annotation, biological process: intracellular protein transport; retrograde transport, endosome to Golgi. Bases 1 to 2610 code for a protein of 869 amino acids. The transcript is spliced from 6 exons.
AUGGCGGCAGGCCCGCCCACCGUCGAGGACCAGGGCCGGCUGCUGGAGGAAGCUCUGGGGGUCGUACGCCAACAAUCUCAGCAGAUGCGCAAAUGCUUAGAAACGCCUGGAAAGCUGAUGGACGCCUUGAAAUGCGGUUCGACGCUGGUUUCGGAACUGCGAACCCCUAGCCUUGGACCAAAACAAUACUACGAACUAUACAUGGCUGUGUUUGAUUCACUCGGUUACCUCUCCGACUACCUUCGCGACUCCCACCCCGUCGACCACCUCGCAGACCUCUAUGAACUUGUGCAGUAUGCAGGCAACAUAAUCCCAAGGUUGUACUUGAUGGUCACUGUGGGGACGGUGUACAUGGCAGUCGAGGAUGCUCCCGUCAAGGAAAUCAUGAAAGACAUGAUGGAGAUGACUCGCGGCGUACAGCAUCCCAUUCGCGGCCUCUUUCUACGGUAUUACUUGAGCGGACAAGCACGGGAUCACCUGCCGACGGGGAAGGAGGACGGACCGCAGGGGAACCUGCAAGACUCGAUCAACUUCAUCCUGACAAAUUUCGUCGAAAUGAACAAGUUAUGGGUUCGCUGGCAACACCAAGGCCAUUCCAGAGAGCGGGAGCAAAGAACUCAAGAGCGUAGAGAGUUGGAACUGCUCGUUGGAAGCAACCUGGUCAGACUCAGCCAACUCGUUGAUUUGGAGACCUACAAAGCCACGAUCGUUGAACCGCUGCUGGAACAAGUCGUCCAAUGUCGCGACGUGUUGGCUCAAGAAUAUCUCCUUGAAGUGAUCACCAAGGUCUUUCCCGAUGAGUAUCACCUUCACACGCUGGACCAACUGCUCUCCUCCAUUGCCAGAUUGAAUCCGCAUGUCGACAUGAAGAAAAUCGUUAUUGGACUAAUGGAUCGUCUGUCGACCUACGCCCAGCGUGAGGCGGAAGGGGCGUCAGCAGAAGACAAACGAAAAGCAGAAGAGGAGGCGGCUAUCCGGAUGCUUGAAAAGGUAGACCUGAACCAAGAUUCGAAGUCUCCAACGGAAGCUGCGCCGGAUACGCCUCACACCAAUGGAUCUGACCCAAAGUCGCCAACGGAUUCACCACCGAGCGAGUCCGAACCGGUCACAGCUGCCACCCCGUCAACCAACGGCGAGAAGUCAACUGGUCGUGUUGGCGAUGUCAAGCUGUUCGAAAUAUUCUACGAUCAAGUGGUCAACCUCGUCAAGACGCGAGGUCUACCGAUUCAAGAUACUAUGGCUCUAUUGACUUCGCUCGCCAACCUCGCUCUCAAUAUUUAUCCAGAGAGACUAGAGUACGCCGAUCAAAUUCUGGCUUACGCUCGCGAGAAAGGUGCAGAGUAUAUGGACUCCGCCGAUCUUCAUUCCGCCGCUACUCAAGCCAACAUGCUCAACCUUCUUCUAUCACCCAUUCGGACGUACUACUCUCUUUUCACAGCCCUGGCUCUGCCGAACUACCUCCCUCUGUAUCAGUCGCAAACGUACGCUACAAGGCGUGCCGUCGCCGGCGAAGUGGCCAAGAAUAUCCUCCGAAAUCGAGUCAAGAUCACAACGACGCAGCAUUUGGAAGGGGUGAUGGCGCUGCUUAAGGUGAUUAUCAAGGAAGGCCUCCAGCAGCCGACUGGAUAUCCUGGAUUGAACCGCCAGAGAGGUGGUGAGUCUGACGAGACCGUUGAGGAGCAAGGCUGGCUCGCACGGAUAGUUCAUUUCAUCCAAGGACCCAACAACGAGACACAGCUCAAACUGCUCCAGCAAACACGCAAAGCCUACGAGGCCGGCAACGAGCGAAUCAAAUACACCACGCCAGCUAUCAUCACUGCUUCGAUGAAACUUGCGCGCAAACUGAAAUCACGGGAGCAUUUUGAGGACGACUGGCAAAACCAGUCUUCGACCCUAUACCGGUUUAUCCAUCAGACACUCUCCCAGCUCUACACGCGAGUGAAUCCUGGGGCAGCCGAGUUAUGUCUCCGUCUGUUCGUCUCGUGCGGCCAAGUUGCCGAUCAAUGCGGGUUUGAGGAGUUUGCGUACGAAUAUUUUGCCCAAGCAUUCACUAUCUACGAGGAUAGCAUCAGCGACUCCAGGGCACAGUUCCAGGCCGUUUGCAUUAUUGCAGGCGCGCUUCAGAUGACUCGAGGCUUUGGCAAGGAGAACUACGACACCUUGAUCACCAAGGCUGCGCUGCAUGGUUCCAAAUUGUUGAAGAAACCUGACCAGUGUCGCGCCGUGUACCUGGCGAGUCACCUGUGGUGGUGCGUUGAAAUCCCAGGCCGGGACGAGGAUCCAAAGAGUCUCUAUCGCGAUGGCAAGCGUGUUCUGGAAUGUCUUCAACGAGCUCUGCGUGUGGCCGAUGCGUGCAUGGACACGGCCGUGUCUGUGGAGCUGUUUGUCGAGAUUUUGAAUAGAUAUGUAUAUUAUUUCGACCAACAAAACGAAACGGUCACGACCAAAUAUCUGAACGGGCUCAUCGAGUUGAUCCAUUCCAACCUGUCCACCACCAACGUGGACGGCAACACCCAGGCAUUGGAGAAUCCGAAGCGCCACUUCUUCAGGACGUUGGAUUAUAUCAGGGCAAGAGAUUACGAAGGUGUGGUCACGGAGGCGAGACAGUGA